UUGUCCCGUGCUAAUGUGCAUCUGUGGCUGAGCUCAUUCACUCUGAAGUCACAGUGUGAAGUCUUCAUAUUUUUUUUCCUGUGGCAAAUGCGGUGAAUUGGUGAAUCGGAACCUUUAGCCCAAAAUAUGGAGAACCACUUCGAUGUAAGUGCCCUCAACAACCAGAGCGUCCCAUCAGCUCUGGGAAAUGCUUGCGGAAUCGACUUCAGUCAAGACGGCAUCUUCCUUCCCAUCCUGUAUGGAAUCUUCUUCAUCAUUGGCAUCCCUUUGAACCUGUUGGCGCUUUUUGGGCUCUACAAACUAAUCCAAUCAGAGAACGUUCUACCCGUGUACGUCAUUAACCUGCUAAUCGCAGAUCUAAUUCAACUCCUGAGUUUGCCUUUAUGGAUAGACUACUAUGCCAACGGACACUACUGGCGCUUCGGAACCCGGAGUUGUCAGUUUACGGGUCUGAUUUUUUACAUUAGCAUUUACGCCGGCAUCUUCUUCAUGUGUAUCAUCGCUCUAGAGCGUCAUCUGGCCAUCGCCAGACCUCUCAGCUUCAAGCAUUUGCGUAACUUGAGGUUUGCCCCCUGGAUAGCACUCGCCAUUUGGAUACUAAUUGCGGUGCCACCUACCAUCGCAUUUGAUAAGCUCUUUCCCAAGCAGGAAAAUUACACUCUUUGUAUUGAGAAGUAUCCCUCAGAGGGCAGUUUCAUCACCUACAGGCUGAUUACUCUGCUUGUGUCCUUCAUCAUACCCCUAAGCUUCAUUGUUUGUCUCCACAGAGAGACCGUCCGCUCACUGAUGGCAAUCAACUCGCUUUUAUCCGAGGAUAAGAGGAGUAUCAGGGGUCUGCUCACCCUUCUAGUGGCUGUAUUUGUCACGGUGCUGGGGCCCUAUCAUUUCAUCGGCUGUGUGAAGUACGUCGGACUGCUGAUACACAGCAAUGCGUGCGUUUGGGAGAAGGCUGUGUUUGUGCCAUAUCAGUUAACACGAGGCUUUCUGAGCCUUAACAGCUUGCUGGAUCCUGUGUUUUACAUCUUUCUCCGCAGAGACUUCCGUGACACCACUGGGAACUACUUGCCCUGCCUGAGGAGAUCGAGGACCAAAUCGUGCCGGACAGAGAAACCAACGUGCUCCAGUCAAGACUGUGAUUAAAUAUUUACCCCUGGUUAUAUACAGUUUUUGAAAUACAAUUUGGACAAAUAACUAUAUGAAACUAUGCCAAACUCAUGAGGCCAUAUAACAGGAUCUAUGGUGGAGCCAUCAUUGAACUCUUUUCCCAGCAGUGUUUAAAAAAGAAAAAAAGAAAAAAAGGUACCAGUCACUGGCGGCAUUUUUUAGCAUUCACAAACAUUUAAUGGCCCCUACAAUAUUUUGUUGUGUGAAUAUCAGAACACACAAUGUACUGAAAGAAAGAAUAGACAAAAAUAUAUAUAUAUAUUCUUAAGCUCAAUGUAUUCUUUUUUAUUAACAUGUGGCAGUGGGUAAGUUUAAAAAAAAAAAAAAAAAAAAAAAAAACCUAAGUUUAAUCAAAGGCUACAUCCAGAUCAGAUUCAGAACUAUGAUCAAUAUAUAGACGGAGUAGAUCGAUCCAUCAACUUCUCCAAAGCUUCACAGUCCUUCCUGGGUCGACAUUUUAUUCGGUAACAUUAGGCAGUUUUGAUUCAUAGGCUGUUAAAUGUUGAUGAUCGCGUUAUUUUACAAAUGCAUUAGCCCACAUAUACUAUCACUUUUUUAUUUUUUGCCUGUGUUUUGAUCAGGAGAUUCCGUACACUUUCAGAAGGUGUGUCAUAGCGCCCCCAAAAGUCAGAAAGUCGGAAAUUGUUGUCAAUGGCUACCCUGGAAAUACGAUUGAGGGGCCAUUUCGAUAACUAAUGUAUUAUGUAGCCUAUACAGCCUGUUCAGUCUGCCCAGCGCAUCCACCGUGUGUGUGUCCAUACCUUAGACAUACUGACAGUCUCUGUUCAGAAUCGAUUGGUUCACGGAAAUUGGUGGUCUUGUUUUUAAAAUGUGGCUCCAGAAUCGCGAGCAAGGCGUGGUGGCAACGUUUGCCCACAAAGGUUGUUUUGUAAUGUUGCAUUAUGAAGCAGACAUGCCUAUAUCAGCUCGCACUAAAACUCUCCAUUUUUUUUUAAUUUAUUUAUUUUUUAUUUCCUUUUUUACUUAGGUGUAUAUUUUAUAGUUAAAGGUGGAAUACCUAAGAUUUAGAUGCCGCUAGA
This is a messenger RNA of Pimephales promelas (fathead minnow), 2204 nucleotides long. Its product is annotated as G protein-coupled receptor 4. Gene Ontology annotation, biological process: G protein-coupled receptor signaling pathway. Gene Ontology annotation, molecular function: G protein-coupled receptor activity. Gene Ontology annotation, cellular component: membrane. NCBI's taxonomy places the organism in Eukaryota, Metazoa, Chordata, Actinopteri, Cypriniformes, Leuciscidae. The record is from RefSeq and is a predicted model, not a curated record.